AUGGCAGCCUCCUCUAGCUUCCUCUGCAGGGGUCUCCAAGUGUUUGCUGUCCUGCAAUGGGUCUUUUCUUUCUUGGGGCUUGCCCAGGUGUGCCUGGUGGUGGUGCUCCUUGCAUUCCUAGGCCGGGCCUGGAUCCUGGUGGUCCUCUACCUGGUCUGGCUCUAUGGAGAUAGGGACACACCCAGGGCCGGAGGCCGCCGCUCUGCCUGGGUCCGCAACUGGGCGAUCUGGAGACAUUUCUGUGACUACUUCCCCAUCUCGCUGGUUAAAACCACAGAGUUAGAUCCCUCCCGCAACUACCUCUUCGGCUUCCACCCUCAUGGGGUCCUGGUCGUCGGGGCCUUCGGCAACUUCUGCACGGAGGCCACGGGCUUCUCCCGCCUCUUCCCCGGCCUCCGGCCGCACCUGCUCAUGCUGCUCUGUUGGUUCCACCUGCCUCUCUUCCGGGACUACAUCAUGUAUGCUGGUUUAGUCUCCUCGGACAAGGCCAGCGCCGCCCAUCUGUUGUCCCGGCCUGGGGGCGGCCAGGUGGCCGUCCUGGCCGUGGGAGGCCCCCUGGAGGCUCUGGAGGUGAAACCCGGAACGCUGAGCCUGCGGAUCCGGAAUCAGAAGGGCUUCGUCAAGCUGGCGCUGGAACACGGGGCCUCGCUGGUGCCUGUCUUCUCGUUCGGGGAGAACGAGCUCUUCCAGCAGUUCCCGAACCCGCCGGGCUCGUGGGUGCGGAGGGCGCAGGAAACGCUGCAGCCGCUGCUGAGCGUGGCCCUGCCGCUGUUCCACGGCCGCCUGGGCCUGCUGCUGCCCAUCCGCGCGCCCAUCCACACCGUCGUGGGGGCUCCGAUUCCCGUGCAGCGAAGCCCGCUGCCCAGUCGGGCCCAGGUGGACGCGCUGCACGCGCUCUACGUGGAGCGGCUCGAGCAGCUGUUCGAGGAGCACAAGGCGCGCUAUGGUGUCCCUGCGGACAGGCACCUUGUCCUCUCCUAG
Molecule: messenger RNA, 981 nt
Organism: Cynocephalus volans (Philippine flying lemur)
Lineage: Eukaryota; Metazoa; Chordata; Mammalia; Dermoptera; Cynocephalidae
Product: 2-acylglycerol O-acyltransferase 2-like
Biological process (GO): diacylglycerol biosynthetic process; triglyceride biosynthetic process
Cellular component (GO): endoplasmic reticulum membrane
Molecular function (GO): diacylglycerol O-acyltransferase activity
Source: RefSeq, a predicted model, not a curated record